Molecule: messenger RNA, 1055 nt
Organism: Meloidogyne enterolobii
Lineage: Eukaryota; Metazoa; Nematoda; Chromadorea; Rhabditida; Meloidogynidae
Source: the annotation of a GenBank genome assembly
UUCAGAAGCGUCUGUAAAACAAUGUAGUUGGAAUCUCUGUUGUUGAUUGGUAUUUGAGAGUCGUCUUGGAAUUUUGAUAGGUAUUUCGUCAGUCCAUUCUUUUAUUAAAAUAUUCCACUUUUCAACCAAAUCUACUGGAAGUUGAUCGUCCCAUUUUAGUUUAUUUUCCCAUAGAGAUUGCAUAAAUAUUUUUAAAGGUAAAAUUAAUGGGGUGAUUAAGCCUAACGGGUCAAAGUGUGACGCUAUGAAGGCAAGAAUUUUUCUUUUAGUUAGUAUUUGUGUUGGAGGGAAUGGUUUUAUUUUUAUUUCAAAUAAAUCGGAAUCGGUGUUCCAACAAAGGCCAAGAAUUUUUUGUGAGGGUCCUUUUAAUCUUUUUGUCUCGGGGAUAGGAUCAAGAGCUUCUUUGGAAUUACUAGCGAACUCUUGUAGUUCCAUAUUUGCUUUUUCGAAGAGCUCAUUUACCGCAAUUACUUUAGUUUGAGCGUCUGGGAUAUUUUGAGCGGAAAAGACAAUAUUGUCAACGUAUGUGUUAUUGCUAAUUUCGUCUGAAAGGGCUGAAGGGUGUUGUGAAAGGUGGUGUAAAAUAGUAGCUCCCAAUAGGAAUGGCGAGCAGCAAAGGCCGAAAGGGACUCUAGUAAAGCGAUAAAUUUGUAAAUUACUAUUAUUCAAAGGCUCUUCAAUCGAUUUAAGCCAAAUGAAUCGGGUGGCGUCCCUGUGUGAGGGGUGGACGGAGAUUUGGAGAAAAGCUUUCAUUACGUCUGUUAUAAUUACAAUUUGUGGGAUACGAAAUCGGAGUAAAAUUCCGACUAAAUCUGGAAGAAUUACGGGGCCGGGUUCUAAUGUGUCAUUCAGCGAAUUUUCUUUUCCAAUGUGCGCUGAUCCAUCGUAUACGAUACGAAGUUUGUGGGUAAUUACGGGCUGGUGUGGGAGAUAAUGGAGGGGUGGUGAAUAUUGGGUGGGGUCUAUUACUGGUUCAAUAAUUCCAAGUUUUAGUUGUUCUUGGAUGAUGUUAUUGUAUUUUGUUAGUAAAGCAGUGUCUUUAUUUAAAAUUUUUA